AUGAAGUUUAGGGUGAAAUUGUUUGACUCCGACCGCACGUAUAAGCCUAAGAAAAAGCACAAGGAGGGAACAGAGCGCUACAACCUGCACAAAUUUGCCAAGUCGCUUGUGCGUUCCGGUGACCUAAGCAAAGCGGUGCGGCUGCCACAAGGGGCCAACCUUAACCAUUGGCUCUCAGUGCAUACCGUCGACUUCUACAACAUCACAAAUGUUCUCUACGGCUCUCUCACGGAGUUCUGCACGACCAGCAGCUGCCCAGUGAUGUCGUCGGGCCCUCGCUACGAGUACCUAUGGAAGGAUCCGCCGGAGUACCCAAAGGCGACCAAAGUGAGCGCCCCCGAGUACGUGCGACUACUUAUGGAGUGGAUUGAGAAGCAAAUCAACGACGAACGCAUCUUUCCCUCGGAGGAUCGCAAUCCCUACCCGCCGGAUUUUCUAGACCGGGUCAAAACGUGCUUUAAGCGACUUUUCCGUGUCUACGCGCAUGUAUACUACUCUCACUUUGCAAAGAUACGUGAGCUGCAUGAGGAGUCCCACAUUAACACGGCGCUUAAACACUUCAUGUACUUUGUCUGGGAGUUUGAUCUUAUCCCACGGGAGGAGGUCUCGCCUCUGCAGGAACUCUUGAUUAACCUCAUGGGCCAGCGGGCGAAGGAUAAAUUAGAGGCGGCCUAG
Messenger RNA from Trypanosoma rangeli, 675 nucleotides. RefSeq names its product cell cycle associated protein MOB1. The transcript has a single exon. Gene Ontology annotation, biological process: signal transduction; positive regulation of protein phosphorylation. Gene Ontology annotation, cellular component: nucleus; cytoplasm. Gene Ontology annotation, molecular function: protein kinase activator activity. NCBI's taxonomy places the organism in Eukaryota, Euglenozoa, Kinetoplastea, Trypanosomatida, Trypanosomatidae. The record is from RefSeq and is a predicted model, not a curated record. Bases 1 to 675 code for a protein of 224 amino acids.